Molecule: messenger RNA, 625 nt
Organism: Mytilus trossulus (common blue mussel)
Lineage: Eukaryota; Metazoa; Mollusca; Bivalvia; Mytilida; Mytilidae
Exons: 2
Coding region: 122-625 (167 amino acids)
Source: RefSeq, a predicted model, not a curated record
UUUCACUUUUUAUUUUUUGUCUUGCUAUGAAAGUGUUAUAUGGUUUCUGUCACAAAAUGAUAAUUUUGGCGUUCCAUUUUAUAAAGCAAUUGUUGGCGGAUGGUCCAAUACUAAAUCACAAAUGCGACGAAACAUUUACUCUGAUGCGGUGGAAGACAUUGAAAUAUUGCAAACUGUUGAUGGAGUUGAAAUGAAUUGUAGUGAUGUUAGACAAUUUUGGGUUAGCUGGGAAAAUGGCGAGUUGAAAAUUGGAAGAGGAAGUGUUAAAGACGUAGAAAUCAUCUUAAAUGUAAAACAGGACUGUCCUUAUGACAUAGAGAAUAUUGGCUUAAGUGGUGGACCGUAUGAUGCAUACUGGCUUUUUAACAAAACAACACCUAUUGAACCAGAACAAAAACAGAUAACUACACGUGGCAUUACAAAGUACACAACAAUCAAUGGUUGUCCGCUGUUUCGUAUCAUUUCUACUAUCUAUAAUGUAAGCUUAAUUGAAUGCAUGGCUUUUUGUGCAAAGCUUACUAAUUGCAAUCGUGUACAGUUCACAAGUUUUGACCACAGCUGCACAGGAAUGUCAUCCGAAGCAAGCAGCAAAGGACUUAUUCCAAAUUACCUCAGCGCCAUGUAA